UAUAUUGGUUCCAAGGCAGAAGAGUGGAAAGGGCUAGGCAAUGGAAGUUAAGUGACUUCCCAGGGUCACACAGCUAGAAGUAUCUGAGGUCAGAUUUGAACCCAGGAUCUCCCAUCUCUAGACUUGACUCUCAAUCCAUUGAAUCACCCAGCUUUCCCUUUCUACUUCUGAGACAUGCUGGUUAUGUAACCUAGGCAUAUCCCAUUCGUGCUUUGGGUAUCUUUCUAAAACUAUAAGUCAGGGCAGCCAGGUAGCAUAGUGGAGGGUGCACCAGGCCUGGAGUUCUAGGAGUUGAAAGUUCCUGGGUUCAAAUCUGACCACAGAGACUUCCUAGCUGUGUGACUCUGGACAAAUCACUUAACCUCCACUGCCUAAUCCUUGUCGCUGUUCUACCUUAGAUUUGAUACAAAGACAGAAGGUAAGGGUUUAAAAAAUAAAAUAAAACUCCCAGUUGCAGAGAAGGUGCUGGCCUACAUUGGUAGAAGAUUUGUCAUCUGAGGAGCUCCCCAGGCCACAGAAAUCACAGUGUGGUCCCUCUCCUAAUCUAUGCUUCCAGCAGAAAUAUUUCCAAUAGGCUUCCACGUUGCCUUCCACAAUGUGUUAUUCAAAGACAUAAUUGCUAUAAGUAGUGAUGUGGAAGGAGAGAACUGGUCUCGGGUAACAUCUUUCAUGAAGAAUCCCUUGAGAAGCAUAGCUGGAGAAGUUUCUAACACCCUUCCACAUCCCCCAUUGAAUUGCUUCCCUUCAGCAACAGGAAAUGGUUUCAUAGUCUAUGACAGAGAGCUCACCUCCGAGGAGACAGUGAGAGAGAAAAUGAGCCUGUGUUGUUUAAAAAAAAACCCAAAUUACCCAAUAACUUCCCCUUCCCCCAUUCUCCAAACAAACCACCUACUAAUAAUUCAUAGAAUCAAGGGCUGACCUAUAUUCUGUAAUUGCAGAGGCCCAGCCAAGUCUCUGUAUGCAUCCACAGCAAAAUACCCGGCUGUCCCUGUCCUGGUGGCUGGAAUUCCAUUCCAAAAAGAUCUUGUUAUUUCAGGAUUACUUACCAAAAUGCUCCUGGGAAGGAGAAUCAGAGAUGAGCUUGGCAGCUCUCUGGAGAGGAAGCUCGGUCAAGGAGUGUGAUGACUGGCGAGCAGAUGGCCUCAUUCCAUCAGCCAUCGUCCCCCAGUGCUCUGGAGCGGCCCCUGAAGAUCGGCUGGUUGAAGAAGCAGAGGUCCAUCGUGAAGAACUGGCAGCAGAGAUACUUUGUGUUAAAAGGCCAGCAGCUGUACUACUACAAAGAUGAAGAGGAUGCCAAGCCGCAGGGCUCCAUGUAUCUACCAGGAGGUAGCAUCAAAGAGAUUGCCACGAAUCCAGAAGAAGCCGGGAAAUUUGUCUUUGAAGUCAUCCCAGCCUCAUGGGACCAGAAUCGAGCAGGACAGGACCCCUACAUCCUCAUGGCCAGCUCACAGUCCGAGAUGGAGGAGUGGGUGAAAUCUAUCCGAAGGGUCACUGGAGCGCCAUCUGGAGUGGUAUUUGGUCAGCGACUGGAUGAGACUGUGGCAUAUGAACAAAAAUUUGGACAGUAUUCAGUGCCCAUCCUGGUAGAGAAAUGCAUGGAAUUCAUCAGAGAGCAUGGCCUGAAUGAGGAAGGUAUCUUUCGUCUGCCUGGACAGGACAACCUGGUGAAGAAGCUGAGGGAUGCCUUUGAUGCUGGGGAGCGACCUUCUUUUGAACGAGAUACAGAUGUCCAUACUGUGGCCUCCUUGUUGAAGCUCUACCUUCGAGAGCUCCCUGACCCUGUGGUGCCCUGGAAUCAAUAUGAAGGAUUUCUGCUCUGUGGCCAACUUAUGAAUGCAGAUGAAUCAAAGGCACACCAGGAACUGAUAAAGCAGAUUUCCAAUCUUCCCCGAGACAAUUACAACCUCCUGAGUUACAUCUGUAGGUUCCUACAUGAAAUCCAGUUGAAUAGUGCAAUUAAUAAGAUGUGUGUGGACAAUUUGGCCACUGUGAUUGGUGUGAACCUCAUCAAACCCAAAGUAGAAGAUCCUGCUGUGAUCAUGAGAGGGACUCUCCAGAUACAAAGAGUGAUGACUAUGAUGAUUCGAGACCAUGAAAUACUCUUCCCCAAAUCAAAGGAUGUUCCCCCAUCUCCACCUGCCCAGAAACAUGACUCCAAGAAAUCUCCUGUCCCUCGCAGCUCAGUUGGCUGGGAUGCUGCUGAAGAUUCCUCUAUACCUCGGACAGACAGCUUUAAUCAGAUGACCAGUGACACCAAUAGCAGCAGUUCCUCCGGCCAAAAGGCAGCUGAUGGAACCCUGGAAUUGGAAACCAGCAAAGUAGCUAAAGAGUUGUCAGGAUCAUGGAAGCUACAGUCUCGAAAAAGGACUCAAACACUUCCAAACAGGAAAUGUUUCUUAACCUCAGCCUUGCAAUGUGGCAACAGCAGCAAAGUGGAGAUCUUCAACACAGAGUUCUGGUCUCCCUCCCCUGAAGGCAAAGCCAGUGGGCACAAAAGAACACUGUCUCAAGAUUUGCGCCACUUUUCAGACUCUGAGCCGACUUCCCCAUUAAACAUUGUGCCCACCUUAUCAUCAUCAUCUACUGGUGAUAAAACCAGCCCACCUGACUCCCAGGCAUCCUCCAACACCAGCGUUCCAACCAGUGUAAGCCCUGAUGAAAAAGAGUCUGGCCAGGAGUCCCAGGAGUCUCUGCAGAAGGUGAUUUUAGAACUGAAGAAAGAAAUGGAAGCACAGAAAGAGUCCUAUGAGGAACGAAUCAAAAGCUUGGAGAAGGAGAACUAUGACGUUUGGGCCAAAGUAGUGAGACUAAAUAAAGAAAUGGAACAAGAGAAGAAGAAAUUAGCUGACUUGGAAAUCAGCUUUCAAAAUAUGGAACACUCACGGCAAGAUCUGGAGAAGAGAAAUAAGAUCUUGGAGGAAGAGCUCAAAGAGUAUGCCAAGUUGAAGUUGAGCAAGGAGCCAAAUUCAAAUGCUUGACAUUGGAGAGACCAGUGGGUGCCUAUUUAGGGCAAAAUUUUACUUCCAUGAGGACCUGGGAGAAGAUGCAGACAUAAUUGCCUCUGGUUCCGGUUAGAGGAUUUGGACACAAAAAUAUUUGCUGGAGAGAAAGGACCAUUUGGCAAACAAAAACCUCUUCCAGGAAGUUAACUUGGUGGUCUAUAAAGGAUAUGGCAGAUAGGCUAUAUAUGGAUGUCCCUAUUUAGAUGAGUUUGGGACAGGAUAAGGCUUUUUCCUUGGCAUCCCAGGAUGAGUGAAGAUGAUAUCAAUUCUUCUAAUAAUCAGUGAAUAUUUCUGACAAAAAAUUCUGGACAAGCUGCAGUUCAGGAGAGCUCAGAAAGUCAGCCACUUCUGGGCCAUUAUGUGUUGGUUUCCUGGUUCUCUGGGUCUUGAGAGACAAAGAACAGAUAAUGACAGCCAAUCAACUCUUCUUUAUCUGUAGUAUAAUUGAGAUGCCUUUUGGAUCUUUCAAGUUUGAAUCCCUUACCACUACUGCCUUGAAUAUGAGGCAGUAUGACAUAGUGGGGCUUGGGACCUGGGUUCAAGACUCAUCUUUGACAUAUAUUGGCUGUGUCACCCUGAGCAAAACACUUAAACUCUAAGUGCUUUAGGCUAUUCUCUAAGAACUCUAAGUUGCAGAGAUGGUACUGAUCUAUAUUGCUGGAUAGAGAUUUCUCCUUUGAGAAUUCCUUUUAUCAAUAAAAUCAAAGAUUUGGUUCUUGUCCUCAAUAGCACCUAGCAAGGUCCUAGAUCACUUCCUUAUCAUUCAGUCAUGAUUUCAAGGAUCAGAAGAUCCUGCCAAAGAAAGACAAAACUUGGACUUUAGAGUGUGCUUGGUAGAACUCUAUCACUUUAUAGAAGAGGAAAUAGGCCCGGGAAGGGGAUAUGCUUCCCAAUAUCAGCAAAAGUUAGUGGCAAAAUUGGGCCUAGAACCCAGGUUUCUUGGUUUCCCAUUCAGUGUUAUUUCCAUUGUACAACACUCCCUCUCAAAGAUGGCAACUCUGUUGGAAGAAAAUAUAAACUGUCUUUCAAAGCUAAACAGAAACACUUUUUGCACUGAUUAUUGUUCUUGUUUUUUUCUGUUCCUCUAUACUGGGGAGUUGGCUUUGGGUUAUUGUAAAGAAGCAUUUACUAACAAAGAGAGCUAUGGAAAAGUCAAUGAGUUGCCCUGUGGGGUAGUGAGUUCCAGUCCCUGGAGGUUUCUAAAAUGAAGCUGGAUCACUAUUGUUUGGGGCUACUAUAAAAGUGGAUUACUAUUGGAGUAAUGACUUUUCUGAGCUGGGACCUUCUCCCUGCAAUAGUGAUGAAAGCCAAAAAAAAAAAGCCACAUUUCAGUUCAAGUCAAUAAGUAAUUAUUAAACACAUACUUUGUGCCAGACACUGUUAUAAAAUUUUUAAAAAAUCAUUCCUGCCUUCAAGUCAGUAAGCAAUUAUUAAACACACCUACUAUUAAACACCAGCACUAUUAUACACAUUUUGGUACUAUAACCCUUCCCCCCCAAAAGCAUCUCUGCCUUCAAGUCUACUUGAAAUUAUUAAACACCCACUAUUAAAUACUAGGCACUGUUAUACAUAUUUUGGGGAUAUAAAAACCCCUAAAACAGCAUCCCUGCCUUCAAGUCAGUAAGCAAUUAUUAAAUGCUUACUGUGUGCCAGGUACUGGGAAUACCAAAAAACAAACAAACAAAAAAAGGCAAAAGACACUUCCUGCUCUCAAGGGGCUUACAAGGGAGAAAAUGCAAAAACAACUUUGUACAAGAAAGCUAUAGAUGAGAUAAAUUAGAAAUGAUGUCAGAGGGAAGGUAGCUAGCAUUACGAAUUGAUU
Molecule: messenger RNA, 4824 nt
Organism: Monodelphis domestica (gray short-tailed opossum)
Lineage: Eukaryota; Metazoa; Chordata; Mammalia; Didelphimorphia; Didelphidae
Source: RefSeq, a predicted model, not a curated record